AAAUUGCAAAAAAAUGUUCCGCCGCAGCACGCCGUCAUCGCCAGCGCGAUGAAACAAUGGCCCGAACGAGUGGGAGAGAAAUAUAACACACGACUUCACCUUAUAGUGUUAUAAAAAGGUAAUAACCGCGUAUUGCCUGCCAGAAUCGCGUGUCGGCAGUUCGAUGCAAAUUCGCGAGUCAAUUAUACAUUUGUUUUCAUCUGGGUGCAUUGAGCGAAUAAAUGUUUGUUCGCAAUAAAAAUUUAAACAGCCACGUGAAAAUGCUGAAUGUUGUUUCAAAUAAAUCGACAUAAUAAAAAAGAAGUGCAACAAACAGGCCCAAAUCGAAUUUUGUGAACACCGGUGGCGAUUAUUCUAGUGCAUUUUUCAAAACACCACUGGACUUGACUACAAUUCUCGAAAAAUGAAGCCGGAAGUAAACGGUGCGGGGUUAGAGAAUCCUGCGUUUCAAUUCGACAACAAUUCGGAGCAUAGCCGUCCAUCCAGUGAACCAUCGCGAAAUAAUAACGAGGAUGUGAAAGUAAUUAUCGAGACCGAGCGUGCGCAAUGGGGCAACGGAAUCGAGUUUCUGAUGUCCUGCAUUGCGAUGUCCGUGGGCCUGGGCAACAUCUGGCGGUUCCCCUUCACCGCGUACGAAAAUGGCGGCGGUGCCUUCCUGAUUCCGUACAUCAUCGUUCUGAUGGUCAUCGGGCGGCCCAUUUACUAUAUGGAAAUGGCCUUGGGGCAGUUCACGAGCCGUGGUAACGUGCACAUGUUUGCUUCCUUGGCGCCCGCCUUGAAAGGAGUGGGCUAUGGACAACUCCUGGGAUGUAUCUGCGUCGCCACCUACUAUUGUUCCUUGAUGGCAAUCACCCUCUUUUAUUUAAUUAACUCUUUCACCAGUGAUUUACCCUGGGCGGAAUGCAGAUCCGAGUGGAAGACAGAUCUAGAAUUGCAGAACAUUACCUGCGUACCUUCUAAUUCCAAGGGUCCUGUUAUUGAAAACAGUAGAAGUUCAUCAGAGUUAUAUUUUGUAAAAGAAGUCCUCAAAGAAGUAUCUAGUAUUGAUGAUGGGAUUGGGGCCCCGGAAUGGCGUUUGACAUUGUUGCUUCUUGCAUCUUGGGCUUGCACAUUCUUUGUCUCUCGUAGAGGUGUGCAGAGUUCCGGGAAGGCGGCCUACUUCUUAGCCCUCUUUCCGUAUGUGGUAAUGAUUGCAUUGUUGGUACGUGCCGCCACACUGGAAGGCGCCAGUGACGGUAUUCUUUUCUUCAUCGAACCCAAAUGGGACAAACUACUCGACGCCAACGUAUGGUACGCUGCUGUGACGCAGUGCUUCUUCUCGUUGAACGUGGGCUUUGGUACCAUUGUCAUGUACUCGUCUUACAAUAGUUUUGAACACAACAUAAAUAGAGAUGCUUUGGUUGUUACCACAUUGGACACCUUCACGUCAAUAUUAGCAGGGACCACUAUUUUCGGAAUCUUGGGAAACCUAGCACACGAAAUGGACACCAAUGUUCACGCUGUGAUUAAUUCAGGGGGAUCAGGUUUGGCAUUUAUAUCUUACCCGGAGGCCAUUGCCAAAUUUGAAUCAGUUCCAUGGCUCUUUGCAAUUCUAUUCUUCGUGAUGCUAUUUGUCCUGGGAAUUGGGAGCUUGGUGGCUCUCCAUGGAUGCGUGAUAACCGUAGUCACAGAUGCCUUCCCAUCAUUGAAAAACUGGCAAGUCAGCCUGGGUUCUGCUAUCGUAGGUUUCCUUCUAGGACUAGUCUACGUGACACCCGGUGGACAAUUCAUUUUAACCAUGGUGGAUCAUUUUGGCGGCACGUUUGUUAUAUUUGUCUUGGCCAUCAUUGAAAUGGUGGUUGUGAUGUGGUGGUAUGGCCUGAAUAACUUCUGCAUGGACAUUGAGUUCAUGCUCAAGCGGAAAGUAGGAAUUUAUUGGAGGAUCUGCUGGGGUUUGCUCACACCGGUCCUGCUCAUCAUUAUAUUUGCAUAUUUUCUUAUUACUUUGACCAAGUUACAAUAUGCCGGACAUGAUUACCCCACUAUAGCUACAGUGUGUGGCUGGAUGAUUCUGGUAGCCGCAUUAUUAAUGCUUGCUUACUUCAUCAUAAGAACAUUGAUCGCCAAUAGAACAGAGAAGACCUGGAGGAAAAUACUUCUGAAGUCAUUCAGUUCAACCGAAUGGGGUCCAGCGGAUCCACAUCGAAGGGAAGAGUAUAGGAAGUUUAAAGAACUGAAGCGAAGUGAAAAGAACGUCUCCCUAACAAAAUGGCAAACAAUUGUUGCACUGUUCACGGGAAGAAGCUAUUCAUGAGCUUUUUGUAGCAUUUUCGUUCGUAAUUAUUGUAAAUAUAAUAAACAUAUUCACUAAAUAUCAAUAAG
Dalotia coriaria is the source of this 2361-nucleotide messenger RNA. Its product is annotated as sodium-dependent nutrient amino acid transporter 1-like. The record is from RefSeq and is a predicted model, not a curated record. Lineage: Eukaryota; Metazoa; Arthropoda; Insecta; Coleoptera; Staphylinidae. Gene Ontology annotation, biological process: sodium ion transmembrane transport. Bases 404 to 2293 code for a protein of 629 amino acids. Gene Ontology annotation, molecular function: L-amino acid transmembrane transporter activity. The transcript is spliced from 6 exons. Gene Ontology annotation, cellular component: plasma membrane.